AGGGCGGCGAGCACGCAAGCCGAGCGGCUGACGUGGGACGAGCUGCCAGGUAGCGGAAGCAGCCAGCCGCCGGCGGAGACACUUCGCAGCGUGGCAGCCCGGGUCUGCGCCUGAAGCCUCCGGAUCCCAGCCAGCUUGGUCCAACCCUCGCCAGUCGCAAUCCCCUGUGUCCAAGCCAAUCUACGCCGAGAGCGGCAGCAUGCAUGCAGUGUCGUGCCCCGGGUUCUGAAAGCAGCCCGUGAACAAGCUUGCUUGCCUGUCUUUUCAGGUUUUGGGGCUCUUGGCUACACGGAUGUGCCUCCCUCCCUUGGCAUGAUGGGGAUCUUUUUGGCGUCUGUUGGAUUUGUGUUCAUUUCCGUGUUAUAUGUACAACAAGGGCUUUCUUCUCAAGCAAAAUUUACCGAGCUUCCGCGGAACGUGACUGCGACCGAGGGACAAAAUGUGGAGAUGUCCUGUGCAUUCCAAAGCGGCUCCGCUUCAGUGUACCUGGAGAUCCAGUGGUGGUUCCUUCGGGGACCAGAGGACCUGGAGCAUGGAACCGAGGCGGCCGGCUCUCAGGUGGAGCUCUUACCCGACAGAGACCCGGACAACGACGGGACCAAGAUAAGUACAGUGAAAGUCCAAGGCAAUGACAUCUCCCACAAGCUUCAGAUUUCCAAGGUGAGGAAAAAGGACGAAGGCUUAUACGAGUGCAGGGUGACCGAUGCCAACUACGGGGAGCUACAGGAACACAAGGCCCAGGCCUACCUGAAAGUCAAUGCCAACAGCCAUGCGCGGAGAAUGCAGGCCUUUGAAGCCUCACCCAUGUGGCUACAAGACAUGAAGCCUCGAAAGAAUGCGUCAUCCGUGGUUCCCAGCAGCAUCCACAGCUCUGCCAACCAACGAACGCACUCCACCUCCAGCCCUCAAGCGGUAGCCAAAAUCCCCAAACAAAGUCCACAAUCAGUGCAUGCCAAGACAUUCAUGAGCAGCAGAGCCAAGCUGGCGAGCUAAUUAAAUAUAUAUAUGUAUGUGUUUAAAACAGCCUAAUAAGGAGCAUUGGAAAUCUUCAAGAUGAGCGAAUAUCUUAUAACUUCUUCCGCAGGUGCGAGGAUAGCUACAAGCCAUGGACUUUCUGUCCUGCUUCUUGUUUGUGGCUUUGUGAAGGGUGCUUUGCUUUAAUCUAAAGUGCUGACUUUUUUCCAAUAUCACUUUCUCUUCUUAAAGCAAAGAGCAAAUCGCCUGUAAAAUCUACGGAGCGGACAGCAAAGUUGACCCUAAACUCCAAGCACCAUUCUGCACCCCUGUACUCUAGUUACCUACACAAGGAGCAUCAGCUUCCGGAAGCAUAAGCGAAGAGGCUAUUACACGCUUUAUUGAUAGUAUUUUCUUUGGGAAGUCGCUGAUCUUUUAUUUGAAGAGAAUUAAUGUGAAGCGAUAGGACAUUUUCUAAUAACAAGAUCUGUUUUUUUUGUUGUUGUUGUUUUCUUUCAACAAAUAAAAUUUACAUUUCACUAACUGCUCAGGAGUUGGCCUGAAAGUCAUCAGUAUAGUAGAUAUUUCCAUGGAUUCCACCAAUUUCCUACUAAGGGACACCUAAUCCGAAUGAAGCAAACAAAGAUGGCAAGCCUAAGACAUGCAAACUAUCUUCAAGCAGCACCCCAGCUGGGGAAACAAAAAAACAAAAUGCUGGACUCUGCGGAUCAACAACAUGCAACUUUAUUUUACAUAAGGAAGAAUCAGAGCAAUUUUUUUUUUUUUUGGAAAAAAAAAAACCUUCUUUUUCCCCCGUGGAAUCUUUCCUGGAGUUUCCCUUCUUUUCCUUGAUUGCCGUUCUUGUUCCGUGGUAGCAAGUGCCAAUUAUGGCCAAUCCUAGUCAAUCCUGGGAGGUUUAUAUUCAUACAUAUUGAGUGUGCUAUAUUUCAAUGUAUUUUAAUUCAUUUUUGCAAUUUCUGUAUAUGCAAACCUGGCAAAUUCUGUAAAUUGCUUCUAGUAUGUGUGAUAUGACUUCAAGGUAGAUAGAUAUGACCCUCAUGCAAGCUGACUUUCUUCAUUCUAUAUGCAAAUAUAUCCACGAUCAUAUAUUAGGCCACCAGCUUCUUUUCCUAAAGCAUUAUUUUUCUUUUAUAACUCACGUAUUGUGUGAAUUCUGUAGUGUGUUUCUCUGUUCCACUGGUUUGAUAGCUACGGUUUGUCUCUGUUGUCCUCUGCUUCCUCCUGGAAAAUGCAUAUUUAAAUUGUAUAUGUCUCUGAUAAAUGAAUUAAUUUUGUUGUGUAUAUGCCAUGUUGGAAUUUGCUGCGUUCUUUUAUAUGUGUGUUUAUUGAGGUUUGGGGAUCUCGAGUCCGAAGAAUGCACACCCUGGUUUUGACAAAUCUCCUCAUGUUAUCAAUAUUCUGUCUCGGAAAAAGAAUGAGGCCAAGUGGGAAAAUUGAAGAAGAUAUUUUGACUCAGGUUCCUGGAAGAGUACUUCACAUUCAGACUAAAUAACGCUGCUUCCUUUGUUCUUCAAGAAUUUUUUAGCUUUGUCAUUCUGUUAUUUGCUGCUAAUUAUAUUUUAAUGUCUACUAAUUAAAAUUUAAAAUGUGAUUGUUGGCUGAAUACAAUAUGCAAAUGACUGCAAACCCCGUACUAAAGAAGAUAGGUGUUCAAUCGUCACUCAUUAAUCAUAGUUUUAAAUAUUCUGUUGUUAUUUUUGACUUUAUUAAUGUUGUUUAGACCCAUUCUAAAUCAAUCUUUCUCUGGCAAAGAAAGAUAUAACAAUUAAUACAGUCCCUCUUACAAAAUAGAAUAGUUACAGUUUGAGAAAAAAACACAUCCAGAUAGUCUUCCAGAGAAAUUAUUAUAUUUGCUUUCAGUAUGAAUUCAGAACACCAUCUGUGUUGGAAUGGUCCAUUCCCAGCUUAAGGUUCUAAAUUGAAGCUUGAAGGCUGUGAAUACCUUUGAUUUUUUUUAAGGUAAAGGGCUGGACUCUGCCAUUCUAUAAGCAAUGUGUAUAUUUUCAUAACAUUCUUGAUAUUCUCUUUUAAGAAGUAUUGUUUUAUGCUAAAUCUUUCCUUGCCAUUUUUCUUGUUUCAUUUGAUUCAUUAUUUCAUUCUAGUGAGAAAAAUAAAGGUUUAAUUGUGAUACUUUAUUAACACACAAAUGUAUUUUCUUUCAAAGUUAAAUAUCUGAAAGUUGUUUAGAAUGAUAGGUAAAUAUUACCUGUUAAGUCUCUUUGAGCUUAAAGAAUGCCAUACAUGAAGGUAUAUAUUAAUAUUCUGAUUUAAAGUCAACGAUACUUGGAAAAACCAUCAUGUAUUCUAUUUUUACUCAAUGUCCAAUUAAUGAUAUUAGCCAAGUCUACGUAAGCCAAACUUGUAUCCAUAUCAGCAAUGUUCAUCAUGCUUGUAAUAAAAGAGCACAUGCUAGUUUGGGAAGAAUGCUCACUAGAUUCAUUGUAUCAGUGUCCAAAAUAAUAAAGACCUGUGUAUCACUGUG
Molecule: messenger RNA, 3457 nt
Organism: Myodes glareolus (Bank vole)
Lineage: Eukaryota; Metazoa; Chordata; Mammalia; Rodentia; Cricetidae
Gene: Vstm2a
Product: V-set and transmembrane domain containing 2A
Cellular component (GO): membrane
Source: RefSeq, a predicted model, not a curated record